AAGCAAAGACCAAACCGAGCUCUUUCUUCUCGGUUCUUCUCCCCUGCUCACUUCUCACCUACCUUUUCUUCUCCCCUCUCUCUCCUCAACACAACGCUGGACAUGGAAAUGGAUGGCAAAAUUCAGAUCAAGAAGCUUGCGAUGGAUUGAGAAGCUAGCAGAUCAGUCGAGCCGAAUCCCCUCUACAGCAAUCCUGUUUGCCUAGGAUAGUCAUGGUUAUGAGCAAGAAAAUCGAUUCUUUUUUCACCAAAAAAGACCAAGCUGUUGUUGUUGAUGCAUCUGCAGCAUCUCAGUUGAUUGUGGUGAAUCCAGUGUGUAUAUCUCAAGAUGAACCAGAAUUGGCCGACCCAAUUCCCACAGAUCAUGUAGAAAAUGCAGACCAAAUAGAAGAUGCAUUUGUUGUUUCUGCAGUUAAAGAUUUUGUAAAGGUUGAUCCAGCUUUAAGGUGUCAAAUUUGGGCUUGUCCUGCUGAUAAACAAGAUGAAAUUAGAAAAGCUUAUAUGCAGCUCGGACCAUAUCAGCCGAAAAAAGAUGUUUAUCGUUCUUCCGGCGAAGGGAGUCGCAAGCGCAGGUUUCAGUAUCAUUGGUUUGCGGCUUUUUCAUGGCUAGAAUAUUCACCUACAAAAGAUGCUGCAUUUUGUUUCCCAUGCUUCUUGUUUUCAAAGAAACCAACAGGAAAAUGUGGAUCUAAUACAUUUACAGUGAAAGGAUUUCAGAAAUGGAAAAGGGUGAAUGAUGGAAAACAGUGUGCCUUCAUAUGUCACAUGGGGAAGGGUUCUAAUUCUGCUCACAAUUAUUCUGUUCAGUGCUAUGAUAAUUUGAAGAAUGGAUUUUGCCAGAUUGCACGGGUUAUGCAGAAGGUAUCUAAAGAGGAGAUUCUCAAAAAUAGGUUGCGGCUGAAGACGUCAAUUGAUGUUGUGAAAUGGUUAGCACUACAAGCUUGUUCGUUCCGUGGAAAUAAUGAGGGUCCUACUUCAAAUAACCAAGGGAAUUUUCUUGAAAUGGUUAAAGUCUUGUCCUCAUAUAACGCGGAGGUUGCUGCAUUAGUUGGCAAUGCUCCAGGUAAUGCUAAGUACAAUUCACCAGAAAUUCAAAAGGAGAUACUGAAUAUCAUUGCUACUGAUGUGCAAGCUUCAAUUAGGGAAGAAAUUGGUGAAGCAAAGUUUUGCUUGCUUGUUGAUGAAGCACGAGAUGAAUCAAAAAGAGAACAAAUGACACUAGUUCUUCGCUUUGUUGACACACGUGGAUUUAUUCGAGAGCGUUUCUUUGACCUUGUGCAUGUAAGUGAUACUACUGCUGCAACACUGAAGGAAGAACUUUGUGCUGUUUUGAAUUAUCACAAAUUGGAUGUUCAAAAUAUCCGUGGACAAGGAUACGAUGGUGCUAGUAAUAUGCGUGGGGAAUGGAAUGGACUGCAGCAGAAGUUUAAACAAGAAUGUCCCUAUGCAUACUAUGUUCAUUGUUUUGCACAUCAGCUACAAUUAUCCCUUGUUGCUGCAUCUAAGGAAGUUACUGAAGUUCAUAAUUUUUUUGAACAUCUUGCUGUUGUUGUUAACACGGUUGCUUCUUCCUGUAAGAGAAAUGAUGAAUUGCGAGCCCAUCAAGUUGCUGAAAUUCUGAAUUUGGUUGAGCUUGACGAGCUUGAAACGGGAAGUGGAGCUAACCAAAUUGGAGCUUUACAGAGACCAUCUGAUACUAGAUGGAGCUCUCAUUUCAGCUCUGUAUGCAGUCUUCUCAGGCUGUAUAAGCCUGCAUUUUUAGUCCUCAAAGCUAUUGCUUCAAGUAAAGGUGCUUCUCCUUCUGCACGAGGAAAGGCUGCAGGUUCAGUCAAACUUGUGAUGUCAUUUGAUUUUGUGUUCAUUCUUCAUGUCAUGAAAGAGCUCAUGGGAAUAACUGAUUUGCUUUGCAAGAAGUUACAACAGAAAUCGCAAGAUAUUGUGAAUGCUAUGCAUGACGUUGCUACUACAAAAGAAUUGAUUCAGAAACUAAGGGAUGAUGGUUGGACUAAUCUUUUAUGUGAUGUGGUCUUGUUUUGCAAGAAGCAUGGUAUUUUAGUUCCGGAUAUGGAUGGUUUCUAUGUGGAUUUUAUUCGGUCUCGUAAAGAGGAUGAGACUUCAGCUAAGCAUCACUAUAAAUAUGAUGUGUUCAUGGUUGCAGUUGAUCAACAACUACAGGAGUGAAAUAGCAGGUUCAGUGUACAGUCAACAGAGCUCCUUAUUUUGUGCACCUCCCUCGAUCCAAGGAACUCAUUCAGAUCAUUCAACCUUGAAAAUAUAUGUCUUCUAGCUGCAAAGUUUUACCCUUCUGAUUUUUCAGAGCAAGAAAGGGACAAUUUGAGGUGUCAAUUGCGCCAUUAUGAGCUUGAUGUUCUAAGAAAUCAGGAGUUUUCGAACUUAUCCAUUAUAGCUGAACUUUGCCAGAAACUUUUUGAGACCGAGAAGUUGACGGAUUAUCACUUGAUUGACAGGUUAAUUCGAUUUGUUCUAACUUUACCAGUCUCAACAGCAACAACAGAGCGAGCUUUCUCCGCCAUGAAACUUGUGAAGACAAGACUCCGAAAUAAAAUGGAGGAUGAGUUUCUAAGAGAUUGUCUGAUAAUCUACAUCGAGAGGGCAGAGGGAUAUUGUUUUCAAGUUCUCAACCGACACACUUAUAGAUGAGUUUGAUGCAAGGAAAAAGCGUCGACUAGACUUCAACUAAAUUCCACCUCUUUUAUUUCUUCUCGUCCAUAUUUUGCCUAUCUAAUGUAACCAGUAUAUCUCAGACCAAUAUAAUGUUAUUUUAGCAAGUUAUUAUGUGAAAAUGGUGAUCUUUUGA
Messenger RNA from Lolium perenne, 2817 nucleotides. RefSeq lists its product as uncharacterized. Lineage: Eukaryota; Viridiplantae; Streptophyta; Magnoliopsida; Poales; Poaceae. The record is from RefSeq and is a predicted model, not a curated record.